AUAAUAUACUCCGAAGAGGAGGGAGGAGAAGAAGAGAAGCAACCGCAGAGGAGCGGAGCUUUGGGGAGGAACAACAAUGGCGGAGACCCCAUCUCCAUCUCCUCCACAUUCUACUUCGUCUUCUUCUUCCUCGAGCCAUGGCCGGAUCCUCCAAUUCGCCCCGUUCCAGAGCCUCGUCGAUGACGGGUUCUGGCGCCGCCUCUCCUCCCUCAAGCUCGACACCCUCGGCGUCGACCAAUCCCCCAUCCCCAUAACCGGUUACUAUGCGCCCUGUUCUCAUCCCCGAGUUUCGAACCACAUGACGCUUCUUGCGGAAUCGUUCUCGGUGGUGCCGGAGGCUCCUCGGGGUAAUCGGAACAGAUGCCCUGUUCCGGGGGUUCUAUUGAACACGAACACAUUGCCAAGCUUUCGUACACUUGAUCGGGAGUCUUUGCUGCAGAAGGAAGCGAAAAAGAUUUUGGAGGAUAUUUGCUCCGGAAAAGUAGAAGAAGAUCCGGGGGUGCUCUCGAGUUUCCUUGUCAUAUCAUAUGCAGAUCUUAAGAAGUGGGGAUUCCAUUACUGGUUUGCCUUUCCUGCAUUGGUGCUCGAUCCUCCGGCAAGCUUACUUGAUCUGCGGCCCGCUUCGGAAGUCCUCAGUGCAGAAGAGGCGGCAUCGCUGUCCACAGCAUGUAACAAAUGGCGCAGUUCAACCCUAACUGCAGAUAUUCCAUUCUUUUUGGUUAGUAUAAGUUCGAACUCGCAGGCCAAUGUUAGGCCGUUGAAGGACUGGGAAGUCUGUCAAGGUGAUGGCCAAAAGAUACUGUAUGGAUUUUAUGAUCCAUGUCAUCUCCCAAAUAACCCCGGCUGGCCUCUUAGAAACUUCCUGGCUUUUAUUGGUUUGAGAUGGAAAGUUGGGAGAGUCCAAUUCUUCUGCUAUCGAGAGAAACAUGGUUUAGCUGAUCUUGGGUUGUCCCUUAUUGGUGAAGCCUUAGUUUCACCACCAGAAGCUUGGAGAGAUCCUCAGUCUGUUCCUAAAGCAGUAGGCUGGGAACUUAAAGGAGGGAAGUUGUCAUCUAGAUUUAUUAGCCUUGCUGAAUCCAUGGAUCCAGAGAGGUUGGCUAUAUCUGCUGCGGACUUGAAUUUAAAGCUCAUGAGAUGGCGGACAUUACCGUCUUUAAGUUUGGAUGUGUUGUCCAGUGUUAGAUGUCUACUUUUAGGUGUUGGUACACUUGGAUGCGAGGUUGCUCGUAUUCUUAUGGCUUGGGGUGUUAGAAAAAUAACCCUUGUUGAUAGUGGCCGGGUUGCUAUGUCUAAUCCCGUUAGACAAUCUCUAUAUACAUUUGAGGAUUGCCUUAAUGGCGGUGAACUCAAAGCCAUUGCAGCAGCUAGAAAUCUAAAGCGUAUAUUUCCAGCCGUGGAAGUCGAAGGUGUUGUCAUGGCAAUACCAAUGCCAGGGCAUCCUGUUUCUGCAAAUGAAACAGCUAGCUUGCUUGAGGACUGCAAGCGUCUUCAAGCAUUGAUUUCUUCCCAUGAUGUGGUCUUCUUGUUGACGGACACCCGAGAAAGCAGGUGGCUUCCGACACUCCUCUGCGCGAAUGAAAACAAGAUAGCUAUAACUGCUGCACUAGGGUUUGACAGUUACCUGGUUAUGCGUCAUGGGGCCGGUCCUCUCAUCUCUAUACCUGCUAACGCUGAUGGCUCUAGCGGUACAAGUGAAGAUGUUAAUGCUUUCUCUGCUAAGAUAAAUAAAUUGUCUACAGAAGAUGUGGAUGGUGAUCAACGGCUGGGGUGUUAUUUUUGCAGUGAUGUUGUUGCUCCUGUUGAUUCAAUUUCCAACCGUACAUUGGACCAGCAAUGUACAGUAACUCGACCUGGGCUUGCACCGAUUGCUUCUGCCCUCGCAGUGGAACUGUUGGUGGGAAUUCUACAUCAUCCAGAAGGGAUAUAUGCACCAGGUGAGAGUACCAGCUCCAUUUUGAGCAGCACUGAGCAACCGCUUGGUAUAUUACCCCAUCAGAUUCGAGGUUUUCUUCCGCAGUGUUCUCAACUAACUCUAAUUGGCCAGUCAUCGAGCAGUUGUACUGCCUGUUGUGAUAUUGUCGUAUCAGAAUAUAGAAAAAGAGGAACGGAUUUUAUCAUCCAAGCUAUCAACCACCCGACUUAUCUCGAGGAUAUAACUGGUCUAACAGAGCAGAAGAAGUCAGCAAGCUCUUUUCUGGUGGACUGGGACAAUGAGACAGACGAUGAUGCCGAUUUCUGACAGACAAGAACUUUUAGCGGUGGCUGCUGGACAAGCAUGCUGAAUUUGUAUGUAAUACGCUUGUCUACUGCUUUCUACUGAAACAAAGGCUACAAUAUACUCUUUCUAGUGAUUUGUGCUUACCAACGGUUUUUAGUUCCUUUUCUUCACAAGAGUUACAUUGUGCAAAUUAAAAAAUGUUCUGUUAUUCUGUUUCUGAUUUCAUUAGUCAAGUAGAAGGAACUACAUUUCAAAGAGUUGUUUCUGUAAAAAUUGCAUACUGUUGUCUGAUGUAAAGCAGCCAACUAUGCCAAAUUUAAUUGUAGUUUCGUAUGGCUUGGCGUUUAGAUGUU
Ananas comosus (pineapple) is the source of this 2571-nucleotide messenger RNA. Its product is annotated as ubiquitin-like modifier-activating enzyme atg7. The coding region runs from base 77 to 2239 and encodes 720 amino acids. Gene Ontology annotation, biological process: protein modification by small protein conjugation; autophagy of mitochondrion; piecemeal microautophagy of the nucleus. Gene Ontology annotation, cellular component: cytoplasm; phagophore assembly site. The record is from RefSeq and is a predicted model, not a curated record. Gene Ontology annotation, molecular function: Atg12 activating enzyme activity; Atg8 activating enzyme activity. Lineage: Eukaryota; Viridiplantae; Streptophyta; Magnoliopsida; Poales; Bromeliaceae. The transcript has 14 exons.